Molecule: messenger RNA, 391 nt
Organism: Phalaenopsis equestris
Lineage: Eukaryota; Viridiplantae; Streptophyta; Magnoliopsida; Asparagales; Orchidaceae
Product: UPF0496 protein 1-like
Source: RefSeq, a predicted model, not a curated record
AGCUUUGGCUGCAGCCUCGUCUGUACCGUUGGGGUCGAUGGGAAGGUGGUUUGAUUCUCUGUUGAAGCAUUAUGAGGACGAAUUUAUGGGGGAGAAGGAGGUCAUGAGCUCCAUGCAAGUUGGGACCUUUGUGGCCAUUAAAGAUUUGGAGAGUAUCAGAGUAAUGGUUGAUCAGCUGGUGAUUCAGAUCAGUUCCUUGCUUCACUGUGUGGAUUUUACUUCGGAAGAAGAAAACGCUGUGAGGUUUGGGGUUGAGGAGAUUAGAAGGAAGCUUGGAGUUUUCAUGAAGAGCAUUGAGGAUUUGGGGGAGCAGGCUGAUCGUUGUAGCAGGGAUAUAAGGAUGGCCAGGGCUGUGGUGUUGCAGAGAAUCAUUCGGUACCCGAAAGGAUGA